UCCGGGCUUCCAAACAAAUAACAACGGCUACCUCUCUCUCUCUCUCUCUGCAAAAAUCUCUCUCUACCUCUUCCGGAAAUGCUGUUAAGAAAUCGGUUUUUCUCCCUCCAAAACCCUUCAUUUUCUUCUGCUCCUUCUCUCAUCUUCUCAUCAUCUCCUCCAACUCUCCUCUCUUUCCAAAAACCCUUCUCCCACCAAAACCCUAGCCUCCCAUCCGCAGCCCCAAAACCGCCACCGGUUUCCGAAACCGCCAGAUUCGUCAAAACCGCCCUCUUCCUCCCCCCAGGCGUCGAAAGCGAUGACGUCACUGAGAGCAUGGUCCUCCCUGGCUCCAACAUCGUCGUGGGCCCCUAUGCUGGCCACUCCCAGAUCAAGCACGUCGAUUUUGUCAAGAGCAGCGCCAGGCCCAGGGACUGCCCUAAGGACGACCUGCCCGAGUUCGCGAUCCUCGGGCGAUCCAACGUCGGGAAAUCGUCACUCAUCAAUGCCCUUGUCAGGCGGAAGGAGGUUGCCCUCACUUCCAAGAAACCAGGGAAGACUCAACUUAUUAAUCAUUUCUUGAUCAACAAGAGCUGGUAUAUUGUGGACUUGCCUGGUUACGGAUUUGCAAAUGCUCCUGAAGCUGCUCGAAUGGUUUGGUCCUCAUUCACCAAAGGCUAUUUCUUGAAUAGAGAAACUUUGGUUGCCGUCUUACUCCUAAUUGAUGCUAGUAUUCCACCUCAGAAGAUCGAUCUUGAUUGUGCUAAUUGGCUUGGCCGCAACAAUAUUGCAAUGACUUUUGUAUUCACCAAAUGUGAUAAAAUGAAGGGGGGCAAAGGAAAGCGGCCUGAUGAGAAUAUCAGGAAUUUCCAAGAGCUUAUCAGAAAAUACUACCAGGAACCACCGCCAUGGAUCAUGACCAGCAGUGUUACAGGCCUAGGCAGGGACGAGCUUCUCCUCCACAUGUCACAGCUAAGGAACUAUUGGGAUAAUUAGAGGGGGGAAGUAAGACUGGAACCACAGCGCCAUGCAUGGCCUUGGACGGAUGUUUGAGGACUCUGGACAAACAAAUCAUGGAACAAAUUCAGUAACUCAGUGGUCUGGGGCGAUUUUGGGAAAAAUUAAUUUCUACUUUGUAUAUAAUAGAAAGCUGGUCAAGCUCCAUCCCAUUUCUUGUUGUGGUAUUUUUUGAAGAGGAAUUGUAAUAUCUACUAAGGAUGUUGACAUCCAACUUGGGUUUUCAGGCCCCAUGUUAUUAUAGUGAUCCAUAAAUGUGGGCCUGAUGGGAUCCACUGGAUGGAUCAUGCCCCGAAACUCUCAGAUUGGAAGAUCUUAGUGACCAAUCUACAACUUAUUUUCCUUUCACAAA
Molecule: messenger RNA, 1348 nt
Organism: Magnolia sinica
Lineage: Eukaryota; Viridiplantae; Streptophyta; Magnoliopsida; Magnoliales; Magnoliaceae
Product: GTP-binding protein At2g22870
Exons: 4
Coding region: 79-975 (298 amino acids)
Molecular function (GO): GTP binding
Source: RefSeq, a predicted model, not a curated record